AAUCUCUAUAAUCUUUUAUACUCUACGCGGUUCCAAGAAACCCCGAAAAAUUCUCGAAGCAAAAAAGAAGAAAAAAAAGCUAAAAAUUUCCAAAUAAAUUAUUUAAUUUUGCGGUUUCGGAUUCUGGGUAAUCAUCAUAAUCAUCAUCACCACCAUCUUCUUUGUGAUUUCAUAUUAUUUUUUCUUAUAUUUUCUCGCUGUCUCUGCUUUUCUCAGGGAGGUUUUAUAUAGCCAUUGGAGAGGAUCUUUUGUCUUUUUGAAGUUAAUUUUUCUCAUUUUGAAGCUGGAAAAAAGUUGAAUUAUAUAGUUUGAGAUUGGAAGAGAAAAGGGUAUUUUUCUGUUUUUCAUUUCAUUGAAAUUUGAAGGAGAAGUUAGGGAUUUGGAUUGGAGUUUUUAGGGUUUUCUAGCUGUGGGUUUUUUGUCUUUUAUUGAGGAUUAAUUUGGGGUUUUUGAGACUUUUGGGGCCUAUGUGUUGCUUUUUCAUCCAUUGAUGUCCUUUGACUGAAAUUUGAAGAAUUGGGAAUUUUCUCCAUGAAUUAGGGUUUUGGUUGUAUAUGAUAUAAGGAUCUUCAAUGGUCUCUGUUCUUUCAAUUGUGAUCGAUGUUUCAAGUGAAUAAUUGCAGUUGAUUGGUUUGUGAUUGCCAGAAAACCGAGUUUAGGGUGUUUGAGAUAUACAUAUAGGAGUGAAGAUUUCAGUCUUCAACUGUUGGUGAGUUCAGUUUACGAGUGAUUUACUGCAUUUGGUUGGUACGUGGUUGCUGGAAAACUGAGUUUAGGGCGUUUGAGAUAUACAUAUAGGAGUGAGGAUUUUAGUCUCGAAACAUCGGUCAGUUCAGUUUUCAAGUGAAUUAUUGCAGUUGGUUGGUAAGUGAUUGCUGGAAAACCGAGUUUAGGGCAUUUGAGAUUAACGCAUAGGAGUUAAGAUUUUAGUCUUGAAACGUCGGUGAGUUCGGUUUACGAGUGAGUUUUUUGCAGUUGGUUGGUAUGUGAUUGCUGGAAAACCAAGUUUAUGGUGUUUGAGAUUUAUGUAUGGGAGUGAAGAUUUUAGUCUUGAACAGUUGGUGAGCUUGGUUUACAAGUGAGUUUUUUUCAGUUGGUUUUUAUGUGAUUGUUGGGAACUGGCUUUUGGGGUGUUUGAGAUUACGUAUAGGAGAAAUUUUCGUUAUGGAUGAUGCUCAGAGCAGUUCAAGUUCACUCCCUCCAUUCCUUACAAAGACGUACGAAAUGGUCGAUGAUCAUUCUACAGAUUCUAUUGUUUCUUGGAGUGCAAGUAACAGAAGUUUCAUUGUAUGGAAUCCGUUGGAAUUCGCGAGGGAUUUACUUCCAAGAUUCUUCAAACACAACAACUUUUCUAGCUUUAUAAGACAGCUUAAUACAUAUGGUUUCCGGAAAAGCGAUCCCGAACAAUGGGAAUUUGCGAACGAGGAUUUCAUAAGAGGUCAACCUCAUCUUUUGAAGAACAUACAUAGACGGAAACCGGUUCAUAGUCAUUCAAUGCAGAAUCUAUUAGGUCAAGGAGCUUCUCCGUUAACGGAAUCAGAGAGACAGAGUUUUCGGGAUGAGGUCGAGAGGCUUAAAAGCGAAAAAAUGUCACUCGUUCUAGAGUUAAAGAGACACGAAGAGGAACGACAAGGAUUCGAGAUGCAAAUGCAGAUUUUGAGGGAGCGUUUACAAACUAUGGAGCGGCGGCAACAAAGUAUGGUGUCUAAUGUAGCUCGAGCCUUGAAGAGACCGGGAUUUCCUAUAGAUCCAACUCCACAAUUCGAGGUUCAUGUUAGAAAAAGAAGGUUACCGAGAAUUGCUUACUUAUACGAUGAAUCCAGGAUCGAAGAUAAUCCAAAUCCAGAUACCACAUCAAUGUCCAACAUGGAUCCAUUCGAGCAAUUAGAAUCAUCCAUGGUGUUUUGGGAGAACGCCAUACACGAUUUUGGUCGAGCCAACGUGUUUGAUGAAUCAACGAGUUGUCCUGAAAGUCCAUCUAUAUCUUCCAUACAACUCAACAUUGAAACUCAACCUAAAUCCCCUCAGAUCGACAUGAAUUCCGAGCCAUCCACCGUAGUUACCCCAGAGCCCGUUACAUCAAUGGAACAACCUGCUCCUUCACCAGCUGGGGUUAAUGAUGGAUUCUGGGAACAAUUUUUGACCGAAAAUCCAGGUUCAACAGAUAUUCGAGAAGUUCUGCCCGAAAGAAAAGAUCCCGAUACAAGAAAAGACGAAGACAAACCCGAGGGUCAUAGCAGAUUUUGGUGGAACAACAUGAAGAAUGUAAAUAACCUUACAGAACAAAUGGGGCAUCUUACUUCUGCAGAGAGAACUUGAUAUUGGUUUCGAUGUCUUGAUAUUUCAGGUUCGGGUACGAUGAUCGGAUACGGGUAUGGGUUCUUUCACGUAUUUGAGUACUUAAAAGAAAAAUGAAAAAUUGAAACGACCCGAAUUUCAGAUGUAUCAUAUUUAGGUUUCUAGGCAUGUCAUGGUCACAGUUUUAGGUACUAUAGAAGCUUAUAGUGAUUCAUAUGGCUUUAUUUUUCAUAUAUAUAUAUAUAUUAACUGCUUCAAUAUAGUUCAGUUUCACAUAUUUUUGAGAAAAUAAGACAUUAACUUUUGCUUUCA
This is a messenger RNA of Gossypium raimondii (Peruvian cotton), 2610 nucleotides long. Its product is annotated as heat stress transcription factor A-4a. Gene Ontology annotation, cellular component: nucleus. Gene Ontology annotation, biological process: regulation of transcription by RNA polymerase II. The coding region runs from base 1165 to 2319 and encodes 384 amino acids. The record is from RefSeq and is a predicted model, not a curated record. Gene Ontology annotation, molecular function: RNA polymerase II cis-regulatory region sequence-specific DNA binding; DNA-binding transcription factor activity. NCBI's taxonomy places the organism in Eukaryota, Viridiplantae, Streptophyta, Magnoliopsida, Malvales, Malvaceae. The transcript has 3 exons.